Messenger RNA from Lutra lutra (Eurasian river otter), 4396 nucleotides. It is a transcript of the gene GAL3ST2, whose product is annotated as galactose-3-O-sulfotransferase 2. Bases 190 to 1374 code for a protein of 394 amino acids. Gene Ontology annotation, cellular component: membrane. NCBI's taxonomy places the organism in Eukaryota, Metazoa, Chordata, Mammalia, Carnivora, Mustelidae. The record is from RefSeq and is a predicted model, not a curated record. Gene Ontology annotation, molecular function: galactosylceramide sulfotransferase activity. The transcript is spliced from 4 exons. Gene Ontology annotation, biological process: glycoprotein biosynthetic process; glycolipid biosynthetic process.
UUUCUCUUGUAGACAUAGAAGGAGUUGGAUUUUUCGACGCAGUUUAGGUGUGGAGGGGAGGUGGGUGUGCCUGGAAAUGCUUUGCAUUUUCCUUCUCUAUUUCAUCCCACAUGCUCUGGGGAGAAGCCAGUGCCUCUGGGUGCCUCCCUGUGGGCCCUGGGCUUGAGCACGACCAGCAUCUCUGAAGACAUGACUUCCAUCUGCCAGUGCUUCCAGGCUGUCCUCCUCCUGGCCCUGACCAUGCUCCUGCUGUCUGGCAUCCUGCACAUGGACGUGGGGCUGCUUAUACCUCUGCUCCGGAGCCAGGCCGAGGGGCCGCCCAUCGUCAAUGUCAUGUUCCUCAAGACGCACAAGACGGCCAGCAGCACUGUGCUCAACAUCCUCUUCCGCUUCGCUGAGAUGCACAACUUGUCCGUGGCCCUGCCCGCUGGCUCCAGCUUCCACCUGGGCUACCCCUGGCUCUUCCUGGCACACUACGUGGAGGGCUCAGAGCCCCAAGGCCUGCAGCAGCGUUUCAACAUCAUGGGCAACCACCUGAGGUUCAACCUGCCUGAGGUGCAGAAAGUCAUGCCCAACGACACUUUCUACUUUUCCAUCAUCAGAAACCCCGUCUUCCAGCUGGAGUCCGCCUUCACCUACUACAAAGACUACGUCCCUGCAUUCAGGGAUGCGGAGAGCCUGGAUGCCUUCCUGGCCUCCCCGUGGACCUACUACAAUCAGAGUGUGGGCCUGCUCAACGCCUUUGCCAGGAACAACAUGUGGUUCGACCUGGGCUUCGACAACGACGCACGCGCCGAUGACCAGGGCUACGUGCGCGCGCGCCUGGCGGACGUGGAACGGCAAUUCCAGCUGGUGCUCAUCGCGGAGCACUUCGACGAGUCCAUGGUGCUGCUGCGGCGCGCGCUGCGCUGGCGGCUGGACGACGUGGUGGCCUUCCGGCUCAACUCGCGGAGCUCGCGCAGCGUGGCCCCCCUGACGGCUGCGGGGAGGGCGCGCGCGCAGCGCUGGUGCGCCCUGGACUGGCAGCUCUACCAGCACUUCAACCGCAGCUUCUGGGCCCGCGUGCAUGCCGAGCUGGGCCCGCGGCUGCUGCGCUCUGAGGUGGCGCGGCUGCGGGCUCGGCGGCGGGAGCUCAGGGAGCGGUGUCUGCAGGACGGCGUGGCCAAGAACCAGUCGCAGAUUGCCGACCCCCAGCUGCGCCCCUUCCAGUCGGGCCAGGCGGACAUCCUGGGCUACAACCUCAGGCAGGGCCUGGAUGAGCAGACACAGCGGAUGUGUGAGAGGAUGGUCACUCCCGAGCUUCAGUAUAUGGCCCGCUUGUAUGCCCUGCAGUUCCCGGAAAAGCAACCCAAACGCCUUCCCUUCCUGGAGUAGGGGGGCGGCGCCAGGGACAGGGCACAAGUCCCAGCCCUUCUCCUGUCAUCCCUGGGAGACCAGGGUACCGACUGGUGAGGAGGGGGACUCCUGGGGCAGCUGUGCAUCGGGGUGAAGACCCCACUAAAGGCACCCACUCAGGAUCCAUCCUCUUGGAGGCGCCACUGCCGUGAGGGUCCCACUUUGGGACCUGAGGGUUUGAAUCUGGUUAACAGGUAGAAAAACCUUACAAGGUAGGAAAGUGAGUGACACUAAAUUACAAGUUAACAUACAGCCCCUCGAAAGGACACACGUGGGCACAUCGACCAUCACAGGAACUCGAGUGCAGGGGGUCAGGAGAAGCUUGGGCAGCAGGUCUGGGAGUCCCUGAAGGAGCCCCGGUGGCUCCCCAAAUCUGCUGGCUGUGGGACAGGGGGCUGGUCACAGAGAGGGUUGUGCGACGCCCACAGGGAGCCCUGGGAAGCUAACACAAGGCAGCAAGGAUCUGGAAUGUUCAGCUUCCCAUCUGUGGCUGGAUGAGGCAUCUUUGCAAGUAAAGAAUAGCUUUAGGUUGAGAAAAGUUGAAACUGCUUAUGAGACAAAUGGUUUAGCCAGAGCUCAAGGUGAGGAUUAGGGCCCCAGCCCCCUGUCCGGAUGGCCCCCUUGGAAUGUCUUGGGGUGUCUGACCUGCUGGAGGAGCUCCUGCGGCUUAUAGCACACUCUGUUGUCCUGGAGGGCACCCUGGAUGCAGUCCCAGAGGAGGGUUGUCGCAUGGCUGACGGCAUUCGGACAGCCUCCUCGGAGGGCAGCAUCGAGGCACCCGUUCGUCAAUUGUCGGGAGGGACGGAGGGCCCCCUGUCUCGAAGGAUGUGAUCCCGGGUGCCUGGGGGCCCGGAGGUUAGAGUGGGGUGCGCACCAGUGCUGUAGACCCCGCGUCCUGAGGAAAGUGGGGGGUCUGGGGCACUCACGGAACAGAGCUGCUCUUACAUGUGAAGCCUAGAGGCUCAGCUGUCCCAUCUGCCUGGCACCCAGUCCAUCUUCCUUCCUCAUAAGGUUCUCGGGCCUGACGACCCCAGGAGCUUGGCCAGGGCACCUGAGGAGGGGCUCCGUGUAUGGGCAUGGCCGCCCUUCUCGGGGAUCUACCUGUCAAGGAACCUGCCAGCAAUCAGAAGAUACAGCUCCCUGGGACACCAGUUUCAUGGAGGGAAAUUUUAAAAGAAUGAAUUUUCAGUGAGAUUAGAGGACAUAUUGCUGAGAUUUUGAAAGGCAAAGAGGAUAUUGGAAACUGAAAACAUGACUUUCAAAGCAGCACACCGAGACAGAAAAGAACAGAACGGGCAGGGCAGAGUCAGGGGCGGCGGGGACACCAUCCUAAGGAUCGUCAUCCUCCACCCAGAGGAGAUCGUGGAGGGCUGUCCUGAGGAACAGCGGAGAAAGCAAUCAGAUGCAGAAGAGCCAUUAGGCGGAUAAUGGAGAGCCUGAAGGAGGGUCAGGGUUAUCAGUAAGAAGCUACAGCCAAAGAAAGAAAUGAAAAUAUGACCCUGGUUGGAAGGAAGUAUCCAGGCAAAUGUGGUGCCCUGAGCAUCAGGCGCCCCCCGCACCCGAGCCACAGAGCCCCUUGCAUGGGUCAGCCCGGCCAGCCUGCCAGCGUGGGCUAAGGGAGGUAGGUGGCCGCUUCUGUCCCUGCUGCCCCAGAAGGGGGUCUGUUCUCAGCGGCAUGCGGAUCGGGACCAUGCCACACAUUACCACAUUUCCCUCCAGAACUUUGCCUUGUGACCCCUACCAUGAAGGAUCAGAGCAGAGCCAGGACUCAAAUCCAUGUCUAUUUAACAUGAAUGUCCCUACUUUCAACCCCUCAGGUCAUCUUCCACCAGGCUUCCUUUUAUAACAUAAAGAAAAAUGCCAAAAGCAACCCAUAACUCAUCCUAUGGCAUCAGUUCCAGUUUUUUCUACCAGCUUUCUAAAAUUAAGAAACGUUUCAAAUAUACAGAUACAAUGUGACUGACAGCCACUGAGCCAGCACCAUUAUUUAACAAGAUGUAACACUUUGCCCUUCUUGGUUUAGAUCUCCUUUAAUAUUAAAGAUAGGAAAUGUUGCAGGCUAAGGCUGAAAAUGUGUCCAUGUUGAUAAACUGUUCCUAUUUAUUCAUUUUAGCAGCCGCUUGGUCCCCCAAGGGAUCGGGACCACGAAGUUCCAAUAGAAAUCCAAGGGUGUUUGCUUUUGCCUUCGUGGCUGGAGGAAACAAAUCAGUUCUCUCUCUUUGGAAGGAAUUCCGGGGUUAUUUAUUCAAAGUGAAGUAUGUGCGGAUUGGAAGAGACAGCUUGGAAAACAACCAGCAAGGGAACUCCGUCCAGAAGACAGGUUUCGAAUGCUGAAGUUGUUUGCAGCUGCUAAAUGAUAGCGUUGGGAGCACAGGGUCUGCAGAAACUCCUCUAAGGUGGGGGGAUUUCGGAGCCUUGGUGAUGCUGGAGUGGGGGGGGGGCAGGCAGCCCAGGAGGGUGUAUGAUGGCCCCAGAGGACCAAGGACGCCCAGGAGCCAGACCUUCCUUCUGAUUUUUCAAGAGAAGCUAGAAAUACAGAUUUUUAAGUGAAAUCUCUAUAUUUAAAAAGGUUGGUGUCUCAUUAGAACAUUAAGGGGGUGGGGAGGAUGGGGGAGUAGGGUUAGAGAUACAAACUUUCAGUUUAGGAAGGCAGAAAUAAGGACGGUGGACAGGGGAGAGGAUGCAGUCCGUCACUGUGCAGUGGUCUGGUGUGCGGACGAUGGUGACCGCUGGCUGAGGUGAACCUUUUUGUCACACACCUACUUGUCGGAUCACUGUGUUCUGACCUGAAACUCACAGAAUAUCGUGUGUCAAUUAUACUCCCAACAGAAAACAAACCCCACAGAUCUCUUAUCCUCUUUAUAGAGGAAAGGUGAUUGUAAUAUAUGAAACACAGCUAGCUCUGACAUCAGCAGACAGGGAAGAUUACUAAUAGCUUACUUAAAAUUUUUUUCACCAUAUUGUUGAAAGCCUCUAUGAAUAAAAGUUUUUCAAAUGAUAA